AUGGAGGUCUCCAGCUGUCUCGAGGAUCGUUUCCUCCACCAGCCCAACGGCACCCGUGUUCCAAUGGAGAUUGUGCUGAUGGAGAAGGUGGGCUCUGGCUGCCACUGCAUCAUCCAGCUCCUGGACUGGUUCGAGCUGCCUGACAGCUACGUGCUGGUCCUGGAGCGUCCGGAGCGAUCGCAGGAUCUCUUGGAGCUCCUGCAGGAGCACGGGUCCCUGAGCGAGGAGUCGGCACACUGGCUUUUCUGCCAGGUGCUGGAGGCCGUGUGGCACUGCACUGCCUGCGGUGUCUGGCACGGGGACAUCAAGCCGGAGAACCUCCUCGUGGACCCGGAGAGUGGCAGCCUGAAGCUCAUCGACUUCGGUUGCGGCACGUUUCUCCAGAACUGGGGCUUCAGAGAGUUUGCCGGAACACAAAUGUACUGCCCACCCGAGUGGAUCUGCCGGGGCUACCUACUCCAGGAGUCGGCGACCAUCUGGAGCCUGGGCGUGCUGCUCUAUGUCAUGGUCUGCGGGCGCCUCCCCUUCAAGAACGUCCAUGACAUCGUGUCGGGGCAGCUCUUCUUCUGGCAGCAGGUCUCUCCAGAGUGCCAACAUCUGAUCCGCUGGUGUUUGGGCAAGCACCCUGUGGACCGGCCGGAGCUGGAGGAGAUCUUGCGCCACCCUUGGGUGCUGGGGGGGCGCCUUUGAUGCCUCGCUGGAGGCUCCGCAGCACUCAGUCGCCGAGGGCCGGACAUAAAACAGCCACCAACCCAUUGCGGCCUGUCACGUCUGGUCCUUGUUAGCAACUCCAGCUACAGAAACCUCUUGGGAAAAGGGGAAAUCAGAGUGUUCCCUUCAGCCUUUGUCAAGGUUUUGAUGCCUCUCCCCCAUGUAGGUAGGUGUGUGUCAUCAAGCUCAGGCUCUAGUAGAGGUAGGAGUGGCUUUAAGAAGACAAGAAAUG
Molecule: messenger RNA, 943 nt
Organism: Serinus canaria (Common canary)
Lineage: Eukaryota; Metazoa; Chordata; Aves; Passeriformes; Fringillidae
Product: serine/threonine-protein kinase pim-1-like
Exons: 4
Coding region: 1-690 (229 amino acids)
Biological process (GO): regulation of mitotic cell cycle; negative regulation of apoptotic process; protein autophosphorylation
Cellular component (GO): cytoplasm
Molecular function (GO): ATP binding; protein serine/threonine kinase activity
Source: RefSeq, a predicted model, not a curated record